Molecule: messenger RNA, 2871 nt
Organism: Anolis sagrei ordinatus
Lineage: Eukaryota; Metazoa; Chordata; Lepidosauria; Squamata; Anolidae
Gene: ST6GALNAC5
Product: ST6 N-acetylgalactosaminide alpha-2,6-sialyltransferase 5
Biological process (GO): ganglioside biosynthetic process; oligosaccharide metabolic process
Molecular function (GO): alpha-N-acetylgalactosaminide alpha-2,6-sialyltransferase activity
Source: RefSeq, a predicted model, not a curated record
CUCCAGGAGGCGGGAGUUGUGCAGCUCACUGGGAGACUCUAAAAGGGUCCAGUUUUAAUUCUGCCUCUAAUCCCUGCCACAGCCGCGCUUCCCACAGCAAGCUCAAGGUUGGGAUCUAGCACCGGGGCUGAAUCUCCGCCUGAUUUCUAUUUCUCCUUGCCUCUCGCCAAAGAAGGAACCAUGCCGGGGGCGCCUUGGCAAUGGAAACCUUAGAAGAGGAGGAGGAAGAGGAGGAGGAGGAAGAGGCAAAAGUGGCUUCGGGGGCUCAUUGAGGCGGCAGCGGCGGCGUGCCAUAGCAAAGGAGGCGCACGAAAAUGAAGGCGCUGGUGCGACAUGGGCUGGCGGUGUCUUUUGCGCUCACCACCAUGUGCACUAGCUUGUUGCUCUUGUACGGCAGCCUCGGAGGAGGAAGCGGAGGGAUCGGAGGAAGCGGUGGUGGAGAAGGCCAGAAAGAGCCAAGCCAGCAGCAGCAGCAGCAGGUGGCGGUGACAGCCAGCCAGAAGCCUGCCAGCCCUUUGCAGCUCAGCAGCAGCAGCCCCAGCAGCGCGCGACGCCCACCCGCGCUCUCCGCCCGCCCACUGGAAGGCUACAUCAGCGUCCUCGACCACAAGCCUUUGAAAAUGCACUGUGCGAGCUGUGCCCUAGUUACGAGCUCUGGACACCUUUUGCGAAGCCGACAAGGCAGUAAGAUUGACCAGACAGAGUGCGUAAUACGAAUGAAUGAUGCACCCACGCGGGAUUUUGGAAAAGACGUUGGAAACAAGACAAGCCUGCGGGUCAUAGCUCACUCCAGUAUCCAGAGAAUUUUGAGAAAUCGCAAUGAACUCUUAAAUAUGAGCCAAGGGACUGUAUUUAUAUUCUGGGGUCCCAGCAUCUACAUGAGAAGAGAUGGCAAAGGAUUAAUUUAUAAUAAUUUGCAACUGAUGAACCAGAUACUACCUCAGUUGAAAGUAUACAUGAUAUCACGGCACAAGAUGCUUCAGUUUGAUGAUCUUUUCAAACGGGAAACUGGAAAAGACAGGAAGAUAUCCAACACUUGGCUUAGCACUGGAUGGUUCACAAUGAGCAUCGCAUUAGAACUGUGUGACAGGAUAGAUGUCUAUGGAAUGGUGCCACCAGAUUUCUGCAGGGAUCCUAAACAUCCUUCGGUACCUUACCAUUAUUAUGAACCUUUGGGACCAGAUGAAUGUACAAUGUACCUUUCACAUGAACGGGGAAGAAAAGGAAGCCACCAUCGUUUUAUCACAGAGAAGCGAGUGUUUGAGAACUGGGCCCGGACUUUCGAUAUUCAUUUUUUUCAGCCAGACUGGAAACCAGAAUCUCUUCCUCUGAAUCAUGGGAAGAUUAAACUGGCAUUCUGAGGAAUGACUGCACAAGGCUGUGCCCACAAUCACCUACUGUAGCAGGCUUCAGGGGAUUGAAUACUGUAUUGCAGCAAGCCAACCUAGAGAAGAAAGGUUCACAGGGUUUGCGGAUGGAAAUUGCUACAAUAUUCAGGAAGUUAUUGCAAAGGAAUACCUAACAAGGACGCCUGGUAUCCAGUUGUAUCUAAAGCAAAUAUUUUAACUUCUGUCUAUUGUACACACAUAGAUGUAUGUGAUUUUGUUAAGGAGAAGAAAACGAUGGAGAAAUCUGUGGUAUUAUAAGCAUAGUUUGAGAUUUUAAUUGGUCAUGUUUUUAAGGCACGUCGCCACUGGGUUUUCAUAGUGACAUUUAACAGUUCCUUACUUAGUGAAGGUUUUUAAUGCAAUUCAGUAUUUUUCUAUUUCACAAUGAUAUGGUUAUUUAUCUUUCAUAAUCCCUUCAAAACUGAGGAUUUAUAUUGCUGCUGGUUUAAGGCCCAGCUUCUUGUUUAUACAUUUUUCUCUUUGAAAUAUAGGAUGAUCCUAUCUAGCAUGUAAUUAAUAUUUGAUCUGGAAGUGAUGUAUUUUAUUUUUUUAUUUUUUAUUGUCGGGCAGUGUUCCAGCAUCAAGCCGUUUGACAGCGAGUAGGUCAUUACGUGAUGCUGUAGCAGAGAAUGAUGACCACAACGAUAGUCUGUGGCAUCCUGCACACAUGUAACAGAAAUAUGGAGGACUCUCCAUUACCCAAUGGUUUUAGUCUUUCGGUAUUCAAAGUAACUAUCAAGAGCUGAGCUACAAGUUGGCUCUUGGUUCACCUCAUCAAAAGGUGGCCUAGGCAAGCUGGACUUCGCUGUGAGUUGCAAAGUUGAUGUGUUGCUUUGUACGUGCCGUCUGGACAGUGGUUUAGUUCCCCUGUUUUAGAUUUCAAAAGAUCAGGCUGCAAUCCUAUAUAUACUUAUAUGGCAAUUUCCCAAAAUGUCAGUCUGUUGCAGCAAAAAAGAAUGAAGAGUCCUGUGGCAUUGUAAAAGACGUAACAGAUCCAUUAAAGCAUUAUAUGGGAGUGUGAGCCACUGAACUCAAUGGUGAGACAAGCAUGGAACUGCACUGCUUAAAGGGGAAUAUAAAAGAGGAUGAGCGACAUGAAUCUGUCUAGGCAAGAUGGGAUGAAAUGGCAAGGAAAGUAAGGAAAUCUGACUGCAGCCUUUCCUGAGGAGGGUAGAGCCCAACUGCAUGUAAAUACAGGGUUUGUGUGUAAUUGUAGCAGUUUUUAAAAGGCUGGCAAAUGUAAAUUUUGUGCCAGAAACCAACAACGUGUGUGUUUUAAAGUGUAGGAAGCAGUGUAGUUCUGUUCUCAAAGCCAACAAUUGGUUCUGGCCAUAAAAUGUGCCAGCUUUUUUGAGAUGCACUGAGGAUACCUAGUUCUUGCCAAGUUGACUGAAUGGCACUAAUAGUUCUGUAUAUGGAUAGUUGCACAUUAUGUUUUUGUGGGAUUAUAUCUGGCUUGUGAAUAAAGAGGAUUUCAUUUGCA